AUGCGUGUCAUUGAUGGGAAACCAGAAUAUACCGGUGCAUUUGAUGUUUGGUCAAAAGUGAUUCGUAAUGAAGGAUUUUUCGCUCUGUGGAAGGGUUUCACGCCGUAUUACUUCCGUCUCGGGCCGCACACCGUACUAACAUUCAUUAUUCUUGAGCAGCUCAAUGCGAUGUAUUACAAAUUUGUCCUGGGAGUUAAGCAGACCGGCAGUACGUUGUAA
Gongylonema pulchrum is the source of this 219-nucleotide messenger RNA. The record is from the annotation of a GenBank genome assembly. NCBI's taxonomy places the organism in Eukaryota, Metazoa, Nematoda, Chromadorea, Rhabditida, Gongylonematidae.